Messenger RNA from Mytilus trossulus (common blue mussel), 1260 nucleotides. RefSeq names its product universal stress protein Slr1101-like. Lineage: Eukaryota; Metazoa; Mollusca; Bivalvia; Mytilida; Mytilidae. Bases 139 to 630 code for a protein of 163 amino acids. The transcript has 4 exons. The record is from RefSeq and is a predicted model, not a curated record.
UAUGGGUCAACGUAGAAACUAAAGGUAAAAAGACACCUUUAAUCAAGUUGUAAAUACACAGUAUACAUUUAGGUGAACUUACUUAUCUGAUAAAUAAACAACUAAAUCUACUAGUGAGAUAUACGGGUGUACACAAGCAUGGAAGACGGACGCACUAUCAUCGUAGCAUUAGAUGGCAGCCAUCAUUCGGAUUAUGCAUUUGAUUGGUAUUUGAAUAAUAGCAAAAAAGAUGGCGAUAAUGUUGUUAUAGUAACAUGUUUUGACAAACACCAUGCACAUCACGGACAUGGAAGUGGUAACGUGCAUGAGGUAACAACUAAACUACAAACAGAUUUAGAUACUCAUAAAUCACAAGCAGAGUCAUUUAAAGAGAAACUAAGACUGGCUGGGGUUAAAGGAGAUGUUGUGGCCAGUGCAGGAAAACCAGGAGAAGUUGUGGUCCAUGUGGCAUCCGAGAGGAAUGCUAGUAUGAUCAUUUGUGGUACACGAGGUCAUGGUGCCAUACGAAGGACCCUGAUGGGUAGCAUCAGUAACUACAUCGUCCACCAUUCCACUAUUCCUGUUGUUGUUUGUAGGAACAAGGCCCAUCACAAUCCAGCCAAUGAACACCAUAACAAACAUCACUCAUAGAGUAGUGCCGUCUUGGACUGUGCAAUCUUCAUCAAAUUAAUUAUCAUGUUAUCUGAGAGCUCAGGGUCAUUCAUUACAUCGAAGAUUGUUAAUUAAAAUAUAGACAGUUUGAACUGCAGACUAAGGUAACCCCAAAACCAGAUUUCUAAUCAAGAUGUCACGUGGUUUUAGGUGUAUGGGUUACAUUUUAACAAGAUUUAGCGUUGUCAUACUCAAUUUAAUUAAAUAUAGGUUAAUGACAGACAAUUUUUUUCACGUUUUGUUUAAAUUAUAUUUUGAUUAUUUCUAUUUAUUUACAAAACUAAUUAGUAAUCUGUUCAGGUGUUUUUUCAGUCUCAAAAAAAGAUAUAUUGUCGUGGUCAGCUUUUAAUCUUUUGAAAGACACGUGAAAAAGAAAAGUUUUGUUAUAAUUUUGUAGUUACAAAAUAGUUAGACACAUUUCAAUACUCACGGUAAAGAAAUCUCGACUAAGUAGUUCAAUAUACUUUGCCUAUAAGUAUUUGCAAUGCACCACCCUACUUUUAUUGCAUAUCUUAUUAGUUGUACACUUUAGGGAUCUUUAGGAUAGAGUCACUUUAUAUACUCAGUGUACACGAAAGAAAGCAUUAAAACCAUCAAGUAAACAAUUAA